CGGCCGCGGAACGGAGAACGAUCAGAAGAAGCGGUGGGAGGGAAGGAGUUGUUGAAAGAGGCGGAGAUGAGCCGUAAGGAGAAGCGAAAGGCGAUGAAGAAAAUGAAGAGGAAGGAGGUAGCGGAGAAGGAGAGAGAGGAUGCGGAGGCUAAGCUAAACGAUCCGGCGGAGCAGGAGAAACUGAAGGAGAUUGAGGAAGAGGAGGCGAAGAAGAGAGAUAAGGAGUCGAAAGAGUUCGAGGACAGCGAGAGAGCUUGGAGAGAGGCAAUGGAGGUUAAGAGGAGGAAGAGAGGCGUUGCAAGGAUCUAGAGGCUAGUAGGAGUGAUGAGUGUGUAGAAUAUGAAUAUAUAUGGAAGGAGGGCCUCCAGAUAUUAUAUUUAAGGGUAAUGAAAUCAUUCUCAGAAAGAACAAAGUGAAGGUUCCAAAGAAACCAGUAGCAGCUCAGGUGGAUGUUAAUGAGAUUGUUGACAGGCCUACAUCAAAUCCUCUACCUCCGGGAAUUGAAGCUUUUUCAAAGUAUCAGAAUUUUAGUUCUGCUCAACAGAUUCUGGAUACUGAGCAGUGCUCAGGAUAAAGCUCAUUGUCCUUUCCAUUUAAAGACUGGAGCUUGUCGGUUUGGCCCGCGUUGCAGCAGAGUUCAUUUCCACCCUGAUAAAUCGUGCACUAUACUUAUGAAGAACAUGUGUAAUGGUCCUGGCAUUGCGUGGGAGCAGGAUGAGGGGCUUGAGGUCUGUACGCGCUGCCAUCUCGUGAUGCUUACAUUGAUGGAUUCCCUUCAGUGGAGGUGCAUGAUUACAACCUGGACCGGGUUGGAGUUGCAGUUUACUUCUUUAUAUCCUACUUGACUGAUUGAUUAGCUAUCUAUAUAUGCACGCAUUUUUGUCUUAUAUUAGUGCCUCUCUCUUUCAUUUCUCGUUCUUUGAGUUUCUUAUGAAUUAUGAUUUCCUCUAGGUGGUGUUUGAUAUGUGAAAAGUGAUUUAUCCAAUGCUCAAUACCUCAGAACUUCUUGGUUUUCCUGAAUUAAGAAUAUAACAGUUUCCUUCAUGCGGGUCUGGCUGUGUUGGGCUAGUAGUGUCUGAAAAGGAACUAAUGCAUUUAUAAUUACUAUACAGAUGAGGAAGCUGAACAUUUUUACGAAGAAUUUUAUGAAGAUGUUACGGAGUUCCAGAAGUAUGGAGAACUCAUUAAUUUCAAGUUUUCUGAACCUGCAGGCUGCAAGCCAUACUUGGUAUCCAUUGACAAAACUUGUCUUUUCUCAAAAGGAAACUUUAUAUGUCCAUUUCAGUGUGUAGAAAUGGCUCAUUCCACUUGAAGGGAAGUGUAUAUGUACACUACAGAGCAUUGGUUGCCUACCAGUCCAUUAAUGGUCGAUAUUUUGCUUGUGACAUGCGAAUUUGUCAACAUCUCAAGAUGGAAAGUUGCCAUCUGUGGGGAGUACAUGAAGUCCAGGUUUAAAACUUGCUCUCGUGGAUCUGCUUGCAACUUUAUUCACGGUUUCCUAAACCCUGGUGGAGACUAUGAAUGGGCUGACCAUGACAAACCACCUCCAAGAUUCUGGAUUCGCAAAAUGACCGCUUUAUUUGGUUAUUCAGAUGAAUACGUGAAGCACAUGGAGUUUGAAUAUUCAGGGUCGUUAACUGAUUUUAGAUCAGAUCAACCAACAGAUUCACAUAGGCAACUUUCAAGAAGAUCUAGAUCAAGGGACCAUGAUCAUGUUAAUGUUGGAUCUAAACCAUGUCAUAGGAACAGUAAGAACCACUGUGACAGUACUCGUGGACACAAACUUAGUAGGCAUGAAGAGAAGCGUCAUGGUGGAGAUGAAAGUCCUACAAGUACUAGAGACGGUAGUUUAGAGAAGGAGAUUUAUAAAGAGCGACGGUAUGCUAAGGAGACAACGCGUCAUGAAAGCAAAUGGUCUGAACACUCUCAUGGACAACGGGUGAUGAAGAAAAGAAUCAAUGGGAGGUAUCCCGUUGAUGAUUCUCCUGAUGGAGAUGACGAUGGCAGGGGAGAGACGGGUCACAGACGGAAAAGCUCAAAGCGUCAUGGUAGAAGAGGCUCAGAUUCAGAAACUCAAGAACGGCUGGAGGAUGAAGAGGACACGAGAACCCAUUGGUCUAGUUCUGACAGGAGAGCAAGAAGAGAAGAGCAUAGAGAAGGAUCAUCAGGUGAUCAGGAGGAGAGCCACCAUGCACAUGAUAGGGUGGUUCAUGCAGAUAAGUCGCAUCUGGAACGAUGGAAACAUGGGCAUGAAAGAAGUACAGCUCAAGAUUUUCACACGAGGAGUGAAAGGAUUCUGACCGAAGCAGGAAAGGAAACAAUGCCGUAGAAGCUUGGGGAGUGGUGUAAGAAAAAAAAACAAUAUCUUUGAAACUUUCAUUUGAUUGGGAUACUAAUUAAAUGAUAUCUGCAAGUAUUCAAAUAGUAGAUGUCACAAAAAAACAUACUUUGACUCGUUUGUAGAGGAAAAAAAAAAUCUUUGAAGCUUUCGGGAUUCUAAUUAAAUGAUAUCUGGAAGUAUUCAGACA
Messenger RNA from Brassica rapa (field mustard), 2528 nucleotides. RefSeq names its product zinc finger CCCH domain-containing protein 5. Gene Ontology annotation, cellular component: U2AF complex. Gene Ontology annotation, molecular function: RNA binding; metal ion binding. NCBI's taxonomy places the organism in Eukaryota, Viridiplantae, Streptophyta, Magnoliopsida, Brassicales, Brassicaceae. Gene Ontology annotation, biological process: mRNA splicing, via spliceosome. The record is from RefSeq and is a predicted model, not a curated record.